AUGACACAGAGAUACCAAGAUGGUAUGGCCAUUGUUCUUAACAAUGGUAAACCAGACAUAUUCCUUACAAUGACAUGCAAUCCUUCUUGGAUUGAGAUAACUUCCGAACUAGGCCUCCAUCAAACCCCACAAGAUCGACCUGAUUUGUUGACAAGAAUUUUUCGAUCAAAAUUUGAGCAGUUGAAGGAUGAUGUCAUUAACAAAGGAGUCUUAGGGAGGGUUAAAAGUUAUAUGUAUGUAACCGAAUUUCAGAAAUGUGGACUACCACAUGUGCAUAUGCUACUCAUCUUGGAUACUGAUGACAAGUUACGGGAACCUGAAGAGUAUGAUAGUAUGGUGAAAGCAGAAAUACCACGACAUGAAUCUGAACCAGAAUUAUAUGAAGCUGUGUUAAAACACAUGAUCCACGGGUCAUGUGGAGUAUUGAAUCAAAGCUCUCCGUGUAUGAAGAAUGGUCAUUGUAAAAAAAGAUACCCAAAAGACUUUUGUGAAGAGACGCGUCAGGGAAAUGACUCAUAUCCUGAGUACAUGAGAAGGUUUAGUGAUCCCAUUUUUUUAAAUAGAAAUAAGUCUGUUGAUAAUAGAUGGGUGGUUCCUUAUAAUCCAUGGUUGUUGUUGAAGUACGAUUGUCACAUCAAUGUUGAGAUUUGCAGCAACAUCAAAAGUAUUAAAUAUUUGUAUAAAUAUGUUUACAAAGGUCCUGAUCGAGUUGCAAUGGAGGUUCACAGAGGUACAGGUAUGGAUGAGAUUCAACAAUAUGUUGAUACAAGAUGGAUUUGUGCUCCAGAGGCAUUGUGGAAAAUAUUUAAAUUCACACUUUACAAGUUAUACCCCUCUGUUGAAAGACUACAAAUCCACUUGCCAAAUCAUCAUCAAGUGCGGUUCUAUAAGCAUCAAAGAAUCACAGAUGUACUAAAUGAUAACCAAAAUGCAGUAACCAUGCUCACUGAGUUCUUUGCACUAAACCAAAUGGAUCCAGAUGCUAGGAAUUAUUUGUACAGAGAGAUUCCAGAGCAUUAUUGUUGGCUAAAAGGGGUCAAAAAAUGGCAGCGAAGACGGACAAAACGAAAAGUUAUUGGUCGAAUCUAUACAGUAUCUCCUUCAGAAGGUGAGAAAUUUUAUUUACGUGUUUUGUUGUCUCAUUUAAGAGGUCCAACAAGCUGGGAAUGCCUUCUUACACAUAAUGGUGCAUGUUUUUUCACGUUCAAAAAAGAAGCUGAGGAUUGGGGGUUAUUAGAGAGUGACAAUAGUAUUCGUGAAUGUAUGCUUGAAGCAUCAAAUAUGCGCAUGCCAUAUGCUUUACGAAGGUUGUUUGUGACUAUAUUAAUUUUUUGUGAACCAACUGAUGUUAGAGGCCUAUUUAAUGAGUUUCAUCCCUACAUGGUGGAGGAUUAUCAAAUGACAAAUAUUGUUGUGGGAAAUAACUUUGAAGAUAUGUUAUUGAGGGAAUUGAGAGAUCUUUUGCUGCUACAUGGAAAACUAAUCAAAAACUAUGAUCUUCCAAUAUUGACAAUGGAAACAAAUGAAGUCGGGGGAGUGCCAACAAUUAUUCAAGAAGAGUUGUCGGUCCAAAUUCCAGAUGAAGACAUUCAAUCAGUUGGGAAGUUAAAUAAUGACCAGAUGAGUGCUUACAAUAUAAUUAUGGACGCCAUCCACCAAAAACAAAGUCAAUUUUUUGUUGUUGAUGGUCCUGGAGGAACAGGUAAAACUUUCCUUUAUCGAACUAUAAUGGCAAAUUUGAGACAUAAUAGUCAAAUUGUCUUAGCAACAACUUCCUCAGGUAUAGCUGCUACAUUAUUACCUGGUGGUAGAACUGCACACUCUCGAUUUGGGAUCUCCAUUGAUAUAAAGCCCAUUUCUAUUUGCAAAAUAACAAAGAAUUGUGACCUUGCAAAACUCAUUAGAAUAACCAAUGCAAUCAUUUGGGAUGAAGCACCCAUGAUAAGUAGAUAUUGUGUGGAAGCAUUAGAUCGAUCACUGCAAGAUAUUAUGAAUAUCAAUGCUCCAUUUGGUGGAAAAAUAAUGAUCAUGGGAGGAGAUUUUCGCCAGGUGCUUCAUGUUAUUGAAAAAGGAAGUAGAGGACAAAUGAUUUCAGCGUGUAUUGUUAGGUCUCAAUUAUGGGCCACCACAAAGAUCCUACACUUGCGCCAAAAUAUGCGAUCAAUUCAUGACCACGAGUUUGCACAGUUUUUAAUAAGGAUUGGAGAUGGCAAUGAACCCGCUAAAGAGGAUGACAUGGUCAAGAUGUCUGUUGAAAUUGUAAUACCAUGGGAAGAAGAAAGCUCCAUAAAAAAGCUUAUACAACAUACAUUUCCCCAAUUAGAAAACCAUGGAUGGGAUGCUUCAUAUAUGGUGGAGAGAGCCAUACUUACUCUAAAAAAUUGUGAUGUACAUAUGUUGAAUGACAUGAUUAUUAAUAAGUUCCCUGGAGAUGAACAUAUUUUGUUAUCUUUUGAUGAGGUUGAGGGUGAUACUCAUAAUCUAUAUCAACAGGAAUACUUACACACAAUUGCUCCUGGUACUUUACCACCACAUAUUUUAAAGAUAAAAAUAGGGGCUCCUCUGAUGUUAUUGCGUAACAUAGACCCUAAAUUUGGGUUGUGUAAUGGGACAAGAUUGUUAUGUCGUGGUUUUUUUAUGAAUUUGCUUGAUGUUGAAAUACUUACAGGCCACAACGCUGGAAAAAGAGCUUUCUUGCCAAGAAUUAAGCUCAAAACCACUGCUGGUGCAGGACUUCCUUUUGUGCUUAUUAGAAAACAGUUUCCUGUCAAACUAAGUUUUGCAAUCACUAUAAAUAAAUCACAAGGACAAACAAUUCCAAAUGUCGGAAUUUAUCUUCCACGACAUGUUUUCAGUCACGGACAAUUGUAUGUUGCUUUAUCAAAAGGUGUUUCGCGGGCUGCAACAAGAGUGCUAAUUAAAGACGGAAAAGUAGAGGGGGAAGAAGGGGAUUUUACCAAAAAUAUAGUUUUUAAAGAAAUUUUGUUGUCACAACCUCAGGUAUUUAUCCAUUAUGUUUAA
This is a messenger RNA of Lathyrus oleraceus (garden pea), 3021 nucleotides long. RefSeq lists its product as uncharacterized. Lineage: Eukaryota; Viridiplantae; Streptophyta; Magnoliopsida; Fabales; Fabaceae. The record is from RefSeq and is a predicted model, not a curated record. Gene Ontology annotation, biological process: DNA repair; telomere maintenance. The transcript has a single exon. Gene Ontology annotation, molecular function: DNA helicase activity. Bases 1 to 3021 code for a protein of 1006 amino acids.